UGCACGAAGUAUCCGUGGUAGCUUUCAUCUAUUUACUUGCGAAGGUGGUAGUGCUCGCCAAUCGAGACCUGGAGGAAAGAUCUUUCUCCCAAGAGCCACCGUGGGCUUCGACCACGAUUCUCCUUCUUCAUUCUCACAUCUCUAUCUGGUGGCACUCUUCGCUGUCGGAACCGCAGCCAUGACCCGGCCUGAGCCCGUUUUCGAGAAGGACCGCCAUAUCAAAUAUUGGAAGCGCUGCCAUGACACAUACCUCCCAUCGCCGUACACGGCAUCGGACUCGACGCGCUUGAUGUGGGCGUGUUUCACGUACUCAGCUCUGGACAUACUACAUGUGCCUUUCGACCCCGAGGAUGUAGCCAAUGUGCGCACUUGGGUUCUGAACUUGCAACAUCCUCAAGGUGGAUUUUGUGGCAGCCCGGCUCAUGUAUACAAGGGCCAGGCGGCAGAUCAAGGUCAUGCGAACUUGGCGGCAACGUUUUUCGCCCUUGUGCUGCUCGCUGUAGUGGCAGAGCACGGCGAGGCUGGUGCGGACGCAUAUGCUGGGGUUAAUCGGCAACAGACACUCAGGUGGCUUCGACGACUGCAGCGGGACGACGGCAGUUUUGGGCAGAACAUGUGGGAUGGUCAGCCUGUCGGCGGCAGAGACACUCGACACAGCUACUUGGCGAGCUCGGUUAGGUGGAUGCUCCGCGGAGAUCCCGAGAAGGGUAGCGCGGCGGAGGAAGAAGAUAUCGACAUGGAAUCGAUAAUUAGGCAUAUUCGCCGCGGGCAAACAUUCGACGGCGGGCUAGCGGAAGCUUCAUCACACGAGUCUCACGCUGGUUACGCAUACUGCUCCGUUGCAGCAUUAUCGCUCUUGGAUAGGCCAUUGCGAUUCUCGGACGGCACGUCGCAUGAAGCGGUGCUCCGGGGCACAAGCGAUCGGGAUCAUCUGCUGAAGUUCUUGGCGGAUCGCCAAUUUGUCUACCUGGCCCAAGAUGAAGAGGAAGAGGGCGUCUCGCACGACGCGGGAGAGGAGAACUUCAUCAUGGCACAGUUGGACUCUCUCAACAUUGAUGACAGCUGCGACUAUGGUGGUUUCAACGGCCGGUGCAACAAAAAGGCCGACACGUGCUAUUGCUGGUGGGCCAUGGGUACACUGCGCAUGCUCGACUCGGGGUUCGAUAUCGGCGCAAGCCCGGCGCGUCGUUACUUGCUCGAGAUCACACAACACCGGAUCGGCGGAUUUUCCAAGGUGGCAGGAGCACCUCCUGACCUGUAUCACGCGUACCUCGGGCUUGCGGGACUAGCGUUGUUGGGCGAAAGCGGUAUCAAGGAAUUCGACGUCGGCUUGUGUUGCAGCAUCGAAACGACUGCCAAAAUUGAGCGCGCGAGGGCUGGGCUGAUACAGAGGGCAGAGCAAGAUGCCCAGUCUGAGCAGGAGGACAGAUUCUGGGAGCAAGUAUGAUGUGGGUAGCCGAACGCAGCGAUGGUUAUAUUUCGUCAAGUCCUACGAGCUAUGCCGGCUCUUUACGAUGGUUUGGGCGUUGACGCUUGGUCAUUCGAUUCGCUCUUGAAUGAGAAGAACGGGGUUGAGUCCUUCCUUCGUUCCUCGACCUGUG
Messenger RNA from Emericellopsis atlantica, 1601 nucleotides. RefSeq names its product terpenoid cyclases/protein prenyltransferase alpha-alpha toroid. The transcript has 3 exons. Gene Ontology annotation, biological process: protein geranylgeranylation. The record is from RefSeq and is a predicted model, not a curated record. Gene Ontology annotation, cellular component: CAAX-protein geranylgeranyltransferase complex. Gene Ontology annotation, molecular function: CAAX-protein geranylgeranyltransferase activity. Bases 179 to 1447 code for a protein of 422 amino acids. Lineage: Eukaryota; Fungi; Ascomycota; Sordariomycetes; Hypocreales; Bionectriaceae.